AUGAACAAAUUUUUGAUUGUUACUGUUUUAGCCGUUUUGGCCUGUGGCGCUUUAGCCGUUAGUGACCAGGACAAAUAUGCUCAGAUCACCAAAUAUGUCAAUAAUAUUGAUGAAUACGGCAACUACAAUUAUGAAUAUGCCUCCUCAAAUGGCAUCAGUGCUGCCGAACAAGGUACUGGUGGUCAAGUAGCCAAUGGUGGUUACUCUUAUUACUCACCUGAAGGAGAAUUCAUACAAGUUUCCUAUACCGCCAACGAGGAUGGUUUCCAACCCAGCGGUAGCCAUUUGCCCACACCACCACCAAUUCCUUAUUAUAUUUUAAAAUCUUUGGAAUAUAUUCGUACUCAUCCUCCUAAAUUUCAAUAGGCUUAAGAUGUAGGCGUUAUAGUCUUAAU
Messenger RNA from Lucilia cuprina (Australian sheep blowfly), 395 nucleotides. Its product is annotated as pupal cuticle protein Edg-78E-like. The transcript is spliced from 2 exons. Gene Ontology annotation, cellular component: chitin-based extracellular matrix. Gene Ontology annotation, molecular function: structural constituent of chitin-based larval cuticle. The record is from RefSeq and is a predicted model, not a curated record. Bases 1 to 366 code for a protein of 121 amino acids. NCBI's taxonomy places the organism in Eukaryota, Metazoa, Arthropoda, Insecta, Diptera, Calliphoridae.